AUGCUACAGAUGUCCGACUUAUUGACUCAUCAUACAACAUCAGAUUCAGAUGAUAUUGGGGAUGAAGUUAUUAGGACAAUGUUUAUGGUUGCUAAUAAACUUGAAGAGUCUAUGAGGCUGGCGUAUAAUUCGUGUGAAUACACUCCUUACGAUUCACCAGCUGAAAAUUCCUCUCUGAAUGGAGAGGCAUUUUAUCCCGAAUCAGGUGAAUUACCCGAAUUAAAAUAUGAGCACAACGAAUACUUACACCCACAUGUUCAGUAUGAAGACGAAUUUGAUUUAGAUUCACGUACUUCGUAUAUGGAUAUGAAAACAAUUCCUUGUAGUCAAACUACAGAAAAUAUUGGUUCACUUGGCAGCAGAAAUUCAUUGUUUGACUGUUGUGAAUGUGAUCGACGCUUUAAAUCGAAAAGUGUUCUCCGCAGGCAUGUUAGAGUUGUGCAUGAAGGUGUCACUUACCCUUGUGAACAAUGCGGGAAAUCAUUUUCACGAAAAUGGAAUUUAAAACAACACAUUAAUUCUGUUCACGAACGUCAAAUAUUCCAAUGUGACAACUGUGAAAAAUCUUUUUCAUCUAAAAAUAUUUUAUUAAGACAUGUGAGGUCUUCUCAUGAAGGUGUCUGUUACAAAUGUGAUCAAUGUGACAAAACAUUUUCAAGAAAGUAUGAUUUAAAUCAACAUGUAAUUUAUUGUCAUUAUGAAAUUUCUUUAGAGUCAAACAGCUUAAAUGGCGUAUCCCUUAAAGAAGAUACACUACAGAAGCCUGUUGAAAUUCCUGAUCAAAGUGCACUUUUCAAAUGUAAACAAAGUGAUAACAUAUUUUCACGUAUGUCUCGUCUACAUGAACAUCGAAUAUCUCAUGAAUAUUCACGACUCACACAAAUUGAGUAUGAGGAGUCAUUAUUCCCGCAAAAAUAUGAUUUGAACAAAGACAAGUUAUUUCAACAUGAAAGUAAACCAUUCAUUUGUCAACAAUGUGGUAGAGCUUGUUCAUCGAAAGGCAUUUUAAGGCGACAUAUUCGAGUUACUCAUGAAGGACAUAAUUUUCCAUGUGAUCAAUGUGGUAAAACAUUUACACGAGAAAGUAAUUUAAGGGAGCAUAGAUUAGCAUUUCAUGAAGGCAAAUUUUUCAAAUGCGAUGAAUGUGAUGGUGCAUAUUCCUCAAGGAGUAUAUUAUUAAGGCAUGUUAAAUAUGUUCACAGAGGUAUACACUUUCGUUGUGACCUUUGCGACAAAAUAUUUUCGCGGAUGUAUCAUUUACGAAUUCAUCAAAUGUCUGUACAUGAAAGAGUCCGAUUCAGUUGUGAUCAAUGCGACAAAUCAUUUGCACAUAAAUUCGAUCUGAAAAUGCAUAAAGCAACUUUUCAUGAGGGUUUAUACUUUCAUUGUAAUCUUUGUGAUAGAAAAUUUUCACGGAUGUCACACUUAAAAACUCAUCAAUUCGCUGUACAUGAAGUAUCAACUUACUCUUCACAAAUACGUCUAUUACCUCAAUCUGAUAAAGUAUGCUUAUCACACGAAGAAAAUUCUGUGGAAUAUAUCUACAGAAAGAAAUUCAGAUGUAUUCAAUGUCAAAUGUGUUUUAAACGAAAUUAUCAGCUCAAAUUGCAUAGUAAACUAUUUCAUGGUAAACGUUAUCGUUGUCAUAAAUGUGGAAGAAUAUAUGAAUUUUAUGGUUAUCUUAAAAAGCAUUUAUUAUUCUCGCAUAAAAAUCUAUGCAGCCUACAAUUAUCAUAA
Messenger RNA from Trichobilharzia regenti, 1737 nucleotides. The record is from the annotation of a GenBank genome assembly. Lineage: Eukaryota; Metazoa; Platyhelminthes; Trematoda; Strigeidida; Schistosomatidae.